AUGGAUACCACCACCGAGGAAGGAUCUGAUUCGCCAGCAGGAGGGGAAGUCAGAGAAGAACAGGAGUUUUUGCGAUGGCUUCGGAGCCAUGGGGCUGCGAUCGACUGCGUGGAGUGGCCGUCGUCGGAGACUGAGAGUGGGGUUCGCGGAGCAGUGGCGAGGAGAGACAUCGCUCCAGGGGAUCACAUGGUCAUCAUCCCACACGCCCUCAUGAUGUCCGAGUUCCACGCCAAGGCCGACCCGAAAUAUGGCCAUGUCCAUCGUCUCAACACCCGCCUCCUGGGCAGCGACAACGGGCUCGCCCUCUACAUCAUGCAGGAGAUCUUGAAGGAGGAGCGGUCGUUCUAUUGGCCCUAUCUUCGCAUGCUACCCACCCCAUGCAACCUCCGGAACUGGAACAGAGAAAGCCUGCUCCUCCUGCAGGACCACAAGCUAGUUCGAAGGACGGCCGCCAGGAGUCGGCAGCUCCUGGCUCUGUACCGCGAGACGAUCGAGUUUCUAUCGAGCAGCUACCCGGAGCUGUACACGGCUGACCGGUACACGUUCGAGUUGUUCGAUUUUGCAUGGAGAACCAUACAGGCAAGAGCCUUUGGAAAGCGACUGAAGAGCUCGGCUCUUGUGCCGUUCGCGGAUUGCCUUAACCAUGGCAACGUCCAGACCAAGUAUGACUUCGACGUCGGAGGGAAUGGAACCUUUCGGCUCUUCCCUUCCGGCAAUAACCGCUACCCGAGGAACUCUGAGGUUCUCAACAGCUACGGUCGGAGGGCCAACGACAAUCUUCUUCUCGACUACGGCUUCGCGAUGCUCGACAACGAGUGGGAUGCAGCUGAGGUGAUUUGCUCUCUCCCUCCGUCCCACGACCAAUCGCCGCUCGACAGGAGAAGGAAGGCGUGCUUGCGCGCGAGCGGGCAACACACCGUUCGAAUACUCCGGGUGCGUCGUGACGUCUGGCCAGAGGAGUUGCUACGAUUUUGUCGCUGUGCGUGCCUCACCGCACCCGAGCUGGACAACCUCGAAGCACUGGGAGGGCAACAGGCAAGAAUGGCAUCGCAGAGCAGACCUUCCGGCGCGAUGCGACCGCGAGGUAUCGCCGGCACUGUUGAGCCCACCGCCGCGGCGGUACCACCAUACCAGGACCUGUGUCGGUGCGCUCGGCGCUCUUCAAAACAGGCAACAAGAGGCAGAGCCGAGUGCGGCAGCGGCAGCGGUGGCAGCGGCGACCGCACGGCGACCGGAGGGGCUACUGCAGCCCCUCUAUCUUCCUCAUUGCCAUCAUGCGAGAAGGCUCGUGAGGAUACCAUCAACAACAACAACGGCGAUGACGAUACUCUUCGUGAAGGUCUAUCUGUACACGCGUCCAAGUGCACCCUUCCUCUGCGAGACGAACACGAAGAAGGAAGCGGGGAUCGAGGGGAUCGAGGAGCCGGAGCCGGGGCAAAGGAGGAGGGGCAAGAAGACGGCGAUGUCCCCAGCGGCGCGGGAGGAGCAGGAGAGAAACGAGGAGGUGUAGACAGCCCCGACGAAAAUCCCGACGCCUCAGGCUGUCGUUUCCCGUGCAGGGCGUUGACGGCGCAGAACGAGGUCGCGGCGCUCACCGAGGCAGUCAAGUACCUCGCCCAAGCCAGGGACAACUACCCAACCACCCUGGAGCACGACGAGAACGCGUACCGGGAAGCACGAACAUCACCGGACUCGUCACCGGAGCUGGCAACAGCGUUGAUCUACCGAGUCACGGUCAAGCGGAUUCUGGCGCGGCAACUAGAGAUGGCCGAAGCAGCGAAUGCGUUUGUUCAGAACAUCGCUGCUGUGCGGGAUCAGUUUCAGUCCUCGGACGAGAAUGGCAAGGGCGCCGGGCACGAGAAUGGGUCGUCAAUGGUAUCUGCUCCGGUUUCUUCAUCCCGCUUGGACCAUCUCCUGGCGUCUCCGCCUUCGCCACCGUCACGCCUGUCGUCGCCGCCGCUCUCAACCCGGGCAUCAUCGACGACCGGCGGCGGCAUCGAAAACAAAUGCCACCAGCAUCACCUUCAGAGCCAUCGUUUCUCCCUGGCAACAGGGAUCGAUUCGCCGUCCUUCGUAUCGUACUUGGCGGACGUCGAGAGCGUGAUAGUCUACCAAAGGGAAGCUGCUACCGCCGCCGCUGCAGCAUACCAACCAGAAUGA
Molecule: messenger RNA, 2160 nt
Organism: Ectocarpus siliculosus
Lineage: Eukaryota; Phaeophyceae; Ectocarpales; Ectocarpaceae
Source: the annotation of a GenBank genome assembly